This is a messenger RNA of Labrus mixtus (cuckoo wrasse), 1398 nucleotides long. RefSeq names its product zona pellucida protein C (gene zpcx). Gene Ontology annotation, biological process: positive regulation of acrosome reaction; egg coat formation; binding of sperm to zona pellucida. Lineage: Eukaryota; Metazoa; Chordata; Actinopteri; Labriformes; Labridae. The record is from RefSeq and is a predicted model, not a curated record. The transcript has 9 exons. Bases 44 to 1357 code for a protein of 437 amino acids. Gene Ontology annotation, molecular function: acrosin binding. Gene Ontology annotation, cellular component: extracellular matrix.
CCAGGAGAGUGAUCAGAGUGGUUGGCCCACUUGGAGGUUUGCAAUGGGGAUUGUACAGGUUUUUCUUUGCAUUUUUGCUGGACAUGUCAUCACUGUUCAGUCAGUAAUACACGAGCUGGAUGCCAGGUUCCCUCAUAAUUUUGCAGGCUUUUUUGACCAUAUCAGGCCUUUUCCAUUUGAAGGAAACUUAGAUUUCUUUCCAUAUGACUCCAUCUUAAGCUCAUGGCGAAAUCCGACUCCUGAGUUCAACAUGCUUGCUGAAUUGCCUCCCAUCAUGGACAUUCCGCAAGUAGAGGUGUUUUGUGAUGAAUCUAAGCUAACCCUGCUGGUUAAUAAGAGGUCUAAUGGUGUCAAAUUGGCUGCAGAGGAGAUCCAGUUGGGUGAUGGCUGCUUCAGCAAUGGAGAGACGCCAAAUCAAUUUGUCUUCACUUACAGUUUGGAUGAGUGUGGAACAACACGUGUGAUGCGGAACGGUCUUGGGGUGUUCACCAAUACUCUCCACUUGAACACCGAAAAUCCUCCCAACACCUGGUGGCCAACGCCUUCCUCAGUGCACAUCUCCUGCAUCUCUAAGAGGUCAUAUAAUUCUCAAAACUUGAUUGUAUCAACUGCAUUUCCAAAGGAUGGCAAGACCUUUAAUAUCAAAGCCAUGAACCCAUCCUGGUAUGGCACCGCUGACUCUAAUGUGUAUAAAAGAGGCCAGGUUAUCAACUUUCAGGUGUCAGCCAGAACCAGGUACGAUCAGGAGCAGCUUUACAUCCAGUCCUGUUAUGUCUCUGCAUCUCCUGAGCCUUCGAUUAAACCCAGAUAUGCAGUCAUAAUGAAUAAAGGGUGCACCGCCCUCUUGGGUUCUCCUCAUGCUGCUGUACAAUUCGUGACCUCCAACAGAGCUGAUGUGGUUAAUUUUAUUCUGAACACAACUUAUAAUAUUUCUGAGCUGUACAUCCACUGUAGUGUCCUAAUCUCAGACAAGGGUGUCACCUUUGGCUCCAAAUCCUGUAACUACAAUGUGAUGAAGUCAAGAUGGGACGAUCUGAGUGGAACUGCAGAUGUGUGUGACUGCUGUAGCUCAAAGUGUAAAGGCCUGCCAAUCAGGCAUCUUGCUGAAGAUGCCAUGGCUGUUGUCACCACUGGACCCUUUGUCAUUGUGGAUGAAGAAGUAACAAGUCCUGAGCCUUCAGUUUCUGAUCCACAAGAAACCCCCAGUCUUACUGACUCCAUGCAGUCUGAUUCCUCUGAUGGUGCUGCAGCUACAGACAUGGUUGUUGCUGGUACUGCUUUAUCAAGACACAAGUUUUCUCAAAUCCCACAGGGUGUCAAUGUGGAUGAGCGAACAAGAAUAACUGCAGCUUUGUAACAUGUUCUGUAAUACUUUCAAUUAAUAAACUAUUGAAAAAU